AUGGAGACUAAAUUUGAGAUGAGCUUAAUGGGUCCUAUCAAUUUUUUCCUUCGUUUAAAUAUUAGACAAAGUUUGGAGGGGAUUUUUAUCAACCAGGAAGCCUACACCAAGUCAUUACUUGCGAAAUUCGGAAUGGAAGAAGAUUCACGAGUCAAGGUUUCGAUGGCAUUCAGAACAAGGCUAACAGUGUCCUUGGACAAACCUGCAACGGAUAUUACUCUCUAUAGGCAGAUGAUUGGAUCAUUAAUGUAUCUAACUGCUUGUCGUUUGAACAUUAUGUUUGUUGUUUGUUAUCGUGCUAGGUUUCAGGUGAUUCCUUGUGAACCACACAUGACUGCUAUGAAGAAUACUCUGAGAUAUCUCAAAAGAUCAUCUUCUCUCAAAAUAUGGUAUUUGUCAAACUCCAGAUUCUUUGUGCAAGCCUUUUCGGAUGCUGAUCUAGGUGGAUGCAGUCUCGAUCGUAAAAGCACUUCUAUGGGAUGCCCAUUUCUAAAUGGAAAACUAGUAAGUUGGCAAUCAAAGAAACAAACUUGUGUGUCCCUAUCAAUUGCAGAAGCUGAAUACAUCGUAGCUGUAUCAUGCACUUCGCAAGUCGUCUGGAUACAAAUCCAACUUCGGGAGUAUGGCAUCAACAUAAAGAGGAUUCCACUCUAUUGUGACUCACAAAUUGCUAUUCGGAUUUGUCACAAACCAGUGCAACAUUACAAGACGAAACAUAUAGCACUGAGGUAUUACUUUAUAAAAGAUAACAUAGAAGAUGGGAACGUCGAGGUACAUUUUGUAAGAUCCUCUGACCAACUUGCUGACAUCUUCAUGAAAGUCUUACCUGAAAAAAUCUUCAAUUGUAUUCUUCAAGGCUUAGGAAUGAUAGAAGUAGAAUCUGUGCCACAUCUUCGUAAAAGGAAUACAUCACUUAAGUUUAGAAUCGGUCCGAUCCCUCGGAGGUACUCACAAUUCACUGUUCACACUUUGAAUGGGUCAGAGCACUCGGAGUGA
Molecule: messenger RNA, 996 nt
Organism: Lactuca sativa (garden lettuce)
Lineage: Eukaryota; Viridiplantae; Streptophyta; Magnoliopsida; Asterales; Asteraceae
Source: RefSeq, a predicted model, not a curated record